Molecule: messenger RNA, 19305 nt
Organism: Penicillium robsamsonii
Lineage: Eukaryota; Fungi; Ascomycota; Eurotiomycetes; Eurotiales; Aspergillaceae
Gene: lah
Product: involucrin repeat protein
Exons: 5
Coding region: 1-19305 (6434 amino acids)
Source: RefSeq, a predicted model, not a curated record
AUGUUCAAGGCCCUGAUGGGCGGGGGCCGCUCGUCGUCUUCAUCCGACGUUCGCAGCUCCAAGAGCAGCAGGCGCAAAUCCGAAAAGCUUGACAAAUCUGACACAAGAUCGAUCUCAAGUCGCAAGUCCUCACGGGGUGACGACCGUGACCGCGGCCUGGGUGACUUGUCGUCUUAUUCGCCAUCGGUUUCGCGCAGUAAGCGUGGCCCACCUAGCAUCGCCGGCGACUCCGUCGCAUCCACCUAUGUGACCGCUGAGCCAGAAACCAUUGAUGACUCCAAUAACUACUACAUUGAACGCACACCAAAACGCAGAGACAGUGACCGGGAAAGCAAGAGUUAUCGUCGGCGCGACCAGGACCGAUCCGAGAGUCCAGAGCGUGAGAAGAGAAGAAGCCGCCGAGGAACACAAGAUACUCUGGACGAUGACUUGGAUCGGGAGCGCGACAGGCACGAGCGUCCUCGCACCCAGCCAGGGGAUCCGUUUGUGCCCCCGAUCUCCACAAACAUGCCGCCUAGCGCCCCAGGCGGGCAGUUUGCCGCCGAGAUUGGCGCCCCAGGAUUUUCGCAAUUCCCCAUGCAAUACGACGCUGGGAUGCCAUCCGCAGGCCACUCGCCAGCGCAUGAAGUUUCAUAUGACCCGCACGUGCAGCACCAAUUUCCUGGCCAGUUCCCAGAGCAAAGUACUGCACCGUAUCCACCGCCUAACCCCGCCGGUGCUGCGGCGGAUUACUAUGGUGACCAGGGCCAGUCGGUUGAGCACCAGCCCGGUAUUCGACCGGCUCGCCCAAAGCCCAGCAGCCUGGGAGAGACGGGUGCGGCGGCGGCCUAUUUUGAUGAUAAUUUCCAUGCUCCGGCACAGCAUGGCCAGCCGCCAGCAUUGUCUUCAUCUAGACCCCCAAAGCCGUCUAAGCCCUCGAGCCCCCCGAAGCCUUCUUCAUCGGGCGUUCUUCCUGCUGCCGCCAUUGGAGCUGCCACUUAUGGCAUUGGUGAUAUGAUGUCUCACUCCGAGUCGCAUUCCGCUGCCCAGCACACUACUUCAUACACUCAGCAGGGCCAGCCAAUGGGAUACGGUCAGCCGAUGGCAGGCAGCAGCCACCAGUCUCCUUCUAAGCCGUCUCACUCUCAUAGCUUCAGCGAAGGCGUCGGUAUUGCGGCUGCAGGUGCUGCAACAGGGUACAUGAUGGGUCAUCACCAUCAUUCCUCCAGCCCGGAGCACGCACCGCAAUACGCUUUCCAGCAUCACGGGCCAUCUUCUCAAGCUGGUGGUAUGAUACCGUAUGCCUCUGGCCACAACAAUGCUUUGUAUGCUGCAGGCGCGGGAGGAUACGCUGUCCAGGCUGCCCACAACCCGGGCUUCUAUCCUCAUGGACCCAGCGCGCUAGCUUUCCAAGAGCGUCAGCGUGGUGCCAUGGGCAGAUUCGUGGAUUUCUGGCGUGAUCCCGAGGCCGUUGGAAGAUUCGAGGACUACACGGAAAGUAUUGGUGUGUGCAAAUACUGUUUCCAACCUGGCACGAGCUCCGUCGAUGCUCCUCGCAAGCAUCAUUAUAAUAGUCGCCGUCGAUACUCCGACGAUCGGCGGAGCAGUGGUAGCUCCAGAGUCAGCAAAAUUAGCCGGUACAACUCCUCCGAAGAUGAGAGCCGCCGACGGUCCAAGUCCAAAAAAUCUUCCUCGUGGCUGCCUGGCAUGCUGGCCGGCUAUGCGACCAAGUCGCUCUUCUCAAGCAAGGAGUUUGACGAUUCUUACAGCCUUCGCUCAGGCCGAGUAGCCUCCUCCCACGGGGAAGAAGAUGACAGAAGGAGCCAUACCUCUCGUGGUGUGACCCGUCGUUCUGGUCGCAGUCCCCACAGAGAACAUUAUGUAGACUCCAAGCAUGCGUCGCAUUCUGGACAUUCUCGAUACACACGCUCCAGAUCGCGGUCUUCCUCUCGAUCUGGCCGGCAUUCGUAUCUGAAGGAGGCCGCACUCGGUGCCGCAGUGGGCGGGGCUGCGCUGGCUGUUUCAAAGUCGCGCAACCGCUCCCGAAGUCGUUCUCCUGGAAGACGACAGAGCCGAAAGGAUUCCUCCUCAUCAUCGUCAUUUGUUAAUCUUCCCAGGCCCGGCAAGAAGUCCAUCGCUAGUGGUAUCGGGUCUUUCUUUACUGCUUCUUCUGAGAAUAGGAAGAAACGUCAUACCAAGAAGCGCAGCGGUUUCUUCUCUUUCAGGAGUGGCUCUUCAUCCUCUUCAUUGGAUAAUGAUCUUGCUUUCGGAGAUGGAUUUUCGAAGAAGUCCUCUAAGCUUAAGAAGGGCAAGAAGAAUAAAGAUGUCGAUACCGCUUUGCAAGAACUCAGCGACACCGCAACCCGGUUGGCUGGCUCCUCGCCCCACGGUCCCGGCCGCAGCGCAGGCCAGAUGUACACAUCUCGACCAAGGCAAUCUAAAUACGCCCAAUCUACCACACAGGACGAAGACUGGGUUGAUGCCGAGUCGGACGACCAGUCUUCUUCAAGUAUUAGCUCUGCGCUCGCAUUCGGAGGAACCAGUGUUGAGUCUUCCUCUGACUCCGCCAGUAGCAAAUGGGGCUGGAGAUGGGGAAGCAAGAAGGACAAGAAGAAGGACAAGCGGUCGAGUGCCACGAAUGCCGCUCUGGUAGCUGGCGCUGGCGCUAUUGGUGCCGCUGCAAUCUCUUCUGCGCGUCACCGUGAUAGCGAGCCCCCGAGUAGAUCUGGGAGCUUACAACACGUUUACCCAAUGCCUACUUCUGACCCGUCUCGCUUUGAUGUUGCGAAAAUGUCCCCAUCGGUAUUUGCCGGGGAACCAACUCUCAUCCGCCCGGGACCCAUUCCCCUUCAGCAGCCUCAGCCUUUCACCCCCGUCUCUCAAUCAGUUUAUACUACCCAGGGAGCUAUGCCGGGAUCGAUCCCCGUGUACAGUGCCCCAGCAGUCCCAGUAGCCCCACCCGCUUUCGCCAAUGGGGUUGAACACGAUGGCUCGCAGGUCCAAGGCCCUCGUGAUCCAGCAUGGGUACCAGAAGGGCCAACAUACGUCGACCACCGGAGACCUCAUCGUAGUGAUUCCUCUCCUGUUUUCCCCACCCAGGAAACUGCUUCUAGCCUCAAGCGCCGGUUUACCGCUAAGGAUCAAGCCUCUGUGCAAUUCAACUUGACGGAAGAGCAAGCAGAGAGGGAACGCCAUCUCACCCGUCGUGACAAGGACUCCCGGGGUGAAUUUGCUGACCAGCCGGUUCAACUUAUUGACCGAGAGGUGGCCCGCAAGGAAACCGACCCUCGAGAUCGCCGCCGAAAGGAGCGAGAGGAUGAAGAGCGCCGGUAUGCCGACGACAAAGGAAAGAACUCAUCCUGGGUUGGAGCAGCGGCUGCUGGAGCAGUUGGCGCGGCUGCUGCCAGCACUAUUCUCUCUCGCAAGGCAGAUGAUGACGAAGCUUCUGAAGCCAGCCAGCGAUACAAUGAGCGCCGAGAGAAACGCCGCGCUGAGCGAAAGCGAGAUAUGGAUACAGUGGCAGAUACUUCGAUUGUGUCGCGCUUCGAGCCUGCUCAGCCUAUUAAUGAAAAAGUGACCACGGUGGAACCUCGCGAAGACCAGAAGAAAGCGUCUCCUCGAUCUCCCCGUCCAGCACCCAUUUACGAUGAUUACGCGGAAUUUUACGCCCCUGAGGAGAUACGACAUAGCGCAGAUGAUCAUGCUCGCAGCAGCAACUCCAAUAAUAUGCCCACAAUUGUGGAGAUAGAGCCGGCCGGCGAACGUGCACAUAAGGAGCCUGCGCCUGCAGAGCUAGAUUAUUCAUAUGAACCCUACCAACACGUGGACCGGCUCCCAUGGCCAGUCCCUGGGCUCAACUUCAUUGAGCCAACUCCCCCCCAGAGCGUGCACGGUGGUUCCGUACGCGACGCUACCUCCCCAACCGCCCCUGCAACUAAACCUUAUGAUACCAAGCCUCGAGAACGACCAACCGGCUCCCGGGUCUCCUGGGGCGAACAUGAGACUCAUGAAUAUGAGAUCCCCUCUUCUUCUGAACAGGAUCCUCUUGAGCAUGACAUUUCCCCCACCGAAAUUUCAGCCAAGGAUGUUCCUCUCCCAGCAUCCGAGAUAUCCCAAAUUAAGGGUCUCCCGGGCAAACCAGAGUAUGGCGCAGACAUUGAAUUCGCUGCCACAAUCGCUGCUGCAACUGCCGCUGCCGGAUUCGAUCCCACUCUGAUCACAAACGACCCAUCCUACCAUACCCGUACCUCCCCUCCUGGGUCGGAGGACGAACACACAUUUACCUCACCCUGGUCUGCAUCAGCUCGGAAGGGGCCCCAUGGCUUCGUGGAGGGCGAGCUUGAAGAAAUUGACCCCAAGUCUACUAAGAAUAUCCCUUCAGGUUCUGAGCAUGCGGUCCAUAAUAAGGAUGAGUUUUUCUUUGACGAGCCGGAAUUAUUCUCAAGAGACCGGGAUAUUUCUUCGGGACGCCGUGACAAAUCCUCGAUUGCCCAGGAGGUGAUCGAGCAGCUGAAUGGCAAAUAUGGCAAGCGCGAUCGUACCGCUUCCCCCGAAAAAGACGUAGAUGUCUUCUCGAUGCCUGGUGGCUUUGACACAGCCGACUCUAGAGAGUUGGUUGAUAAUAGAUCUGCGGUCUCGGCGCCGGCACCUGUUGCUAUGGACCCAGAGACCCCGACCAAGUCUAAAUCUAAGAAGUCGAGGCGGAGUGGCGAUGUCUUUGAUCUCCCCGAGUUCCAAGAGCGGGAACUCGCCGAGUCUGCUGUUAUGAAGGAUAAGGCACCGAAAUCCCGCAAGUCCCGGCGCAGCGGCGACGACUUCGAGAUUUACGAGUCACGGGAGGCGUCCCCAUAUCGGGAUGACUCCCAUUCUGUUGUCUCUGCCCCUGUCUCAAAGGAUGAAACAUCCAAGUCAAAGUCCAAGAAGUCUACGAGGAGUGGUGAUGACUUUGGUAUCAUUGACUACUCGGAGUCGGUGGUUCCUGAGUCUCGUGAUGAUUCUUUCUCUAUUGUCUCUGCUCCUGUGUCGAAGGACGAGACAUCUAAGUCCAAGUCCCGCAAAUCCCGACGAAGCGGCGACGACUUCGAAAUCUACGAGUCACGCGAACCCUCUGAAUCUCGGGAUGACAUCCGCUCGGUUACUUCUACUCCUGCUGGCAACGAGUACGAGUCGUCCAAGCCAGGAAAAUCGAGAUGCAGUGGGGAUGACUACGAUAUUCCUAGAUCGCGAGGGAUCUCCGAGUCUCAUGACGAUAGCUGGUCUGUCUUCUCUGCACCUGUGUCGAAAGAUGAGACUAGCAAAUCCCGUCAGUCUCGACGCAGCGGAGAUGACUUUGAUAUAUCCGCAUCGCCGGAUGUAUCCGAGUCGCGUGAUGAGUCUCGUUCCGUAGUCUCUGAAUCAGCAAAGUCUAGAAAGUCUCGUCGCAGCGGCGACGAUUUCGAUCCACGUCGCGACGCUGAGGCUGUUCCUGACGAAGAACGUGGCGAGGAGAAGAAGAGACGGCGCAAGCGUCGAUCCAAGCAUGAAAAUGACCCUUUCUCUGUUGAGGAUGAUGCCCGCUCUGCCAUUACGGACAUUGGAGACGACAAGUCUGAGCCCCGUAAGCAUCGGCACCGCUCAUCCCGGGAAGCCGAAUUUGAUGACAAUGCCUCUAUAACCUCUUCUCCAGCUCGGAUUGACGAAUCCCGGGAGAAGCGCCGAGGCAAGGACGAGAAAGAAAAGAGCGGUGGCUUUUUGAGAAGUAUUUUUGGCUCGCAGGUAUCGGCUCCAGCUGAGCGUGUUCGGUCUGACCAUUCUCGCUCUUCCUCGCUGGACAAGCGAUCAUCCCGCGAAGCCAUAUCUGAUGCUGGUGUGGACGAUGAACGCCGCCGUCAUAAGAAGCGUUCUUCCAAACACCGCAGCUCCAGCAAUGGAGAUGAAUUGGAUCGCUACAUGUCGGACAAGGAGAAGGGUCAGGAUGACCCAAAUCUGGAGGAGUACAGGUCCAGUAGACAGCAAAAGGAAGAGCGGCGUCGUCAUCGGUACGAGGAAAUCGUGGAUUCAGGAAGGAAACGGGAAUCUGAGAAGGACUAUAGUGACAACUUCGACGAAGAAUCUUUCUUAAGGGAGCGCCCUGAAAUUCUAGCAGAGCGCGAAAAUUAUGCUUCGUGGCUUCCAGCAUCAGCGGAUAGCGCAGCCGCACUCGCCCCGGAGCCACUCAGCCUCCCCCCAGCCACAGAGAAGACACUUGACUUGACCCCGAAGUCUCUGAGCCGCCCCGCUUCACCUGAAACAAGCCACCCCCAGGGGUCCCGAUCCCCCAAGCAACGCCGACACUCCGUGGCCAAGUCCACUAUCGAAUCACCCACUGCCGUGCCUCUCCACUUCCGUCGGCCCCCAACUUCCCCAGGCCUCUCGCGCGCAGUCCCCGUUGAACAACCCGCCCCCAUCGCCUCCCCCGGCUCCCCGACCCAGCAACGCAACCGCCGGCCCGCGUCAUCCGAGUUCCGAAACUCGCGCGAGAUCCGCCCUCUAUGGCUUGUCGAGCGCCAUGGUCUGACCAAGGGCGAGCCCGAGGCCGCGGAUCUCUUGCCAUCGCUUCCAUCCAGCAAGAACUCCUCCCGCGUGCCGUCAGUAGAGGACCUAAAAUCCUUGCGCGACGACGACGGCAUUAGAAGCUGGGAGCAUGUAGACCUGAGCCACUCAAUUAUGGAGAACCAGAGGCCGACCGGUCUGACCAUUUCCACUGACCAUGCAAAUGAAAGCCAUAAUAGAGACCUUGAUCUCCUCGGCUCGCAGCACCCCACGCCUAUCGCUGAACACUUCCAAGACGGCGAGUCCAGGAAAGAGAGGCCCAGGUACGAAUUCCACUCUCCCUCUGAGCUCCUGCGGGACCCAGCUGUUCUAGACGAGUUGCCUCCUUCACCCACGCUGGACGCUCUCCCUUCUGCAGAGGGCUCCAUGGUUGGCGUUGGCUCCAGGGAGCAAGAAACACAGCGUGCUCUCGACGCUCUCGAGGGUGUGUCCCGUCCUCAUCACGAACCUGAAACCCCGACCCAAGAGAAGAGUUCGUUCUUCAGCGGCGCUGCGGAUUUGGCCAAGGGCGCUGGCUUUGCCGGUGUUGUCGGUGCAGCUGCCAUUGAGGCUACCAGGGACCACGACGAGUCUCGCUCCUUGCCUGCAGAUGAGUCCACUAAGGACCACGGCUUUAGCAAUGUUGUCGAUGCAGAGGUUGCCGCUGCCGGUUCCUAUCACGACCAUGACAAGGCAAGUGUCAAUGAGGAAGCGCUUAAUGAGCCCGUUAUUUCCAUGGAUGAGAAUGCUCCCGCUGCGCUUGAGUCUGUGCACCCAGAGACGGACACAGCCAGGGGAUUUGUUCCUGAAUUGACUGAGCAGCAUGUUGAGACUUCUGAGCUUCAAACUCAGCCCGACAUAGAUGCCGCUGCCGAUGAAGGUGCGGCUACCCAGUCCUCUAAGAAGAAAAACAAGAAGAAGAAGGGCAAGAAGAACCAGGCCCAAAAUGUGGAUCUCGAAGCCCCCGAGGAACCGCUCACGCAGGAAGAUUUGGCAAAGGAGUUGGUACAGGACUCUGCUGUUGACGCGCCUGUAGUCAAAGCUAUUUCUGAAGAGCCCGAGCUUGCUGUCCCUGAGCAAUCCGGGCCCGAGCUUGAGAAUGUUGAGGCAUCCCGCGAGCUUGGACCCGAUCCUGUGGUAGAAGCUGCUCCUAUUGAGUCCGUACCUAUCGAGAGCGCUUCGGUCGAGCCCGUGGUUGCUGUUCCUGAAAAAUCUGAGCCCGAGCCCAUCGAGGCUGUUCGUGAGCUUGAGUUCGAGCCUUUGGUUGCAGCAACUGAAGAACCAGACUCUGUCACUGCUCCUGACUCCGAACCUACUCAGGUGAAGCCUACUGACACCGAACAGGCUGAGGACACUGCAUCGUCAACUAAAAAGGCCAAACGCGACAAGAAGAAGCAGAAGAAGAAGUCUAGAAACGCAUCUACUAGUGAAGAGCCUGCAGAUGACACCCUCGUUGCUCAGCCUCAGGAUGAUACCUCUGACUCUAAGGAGAUUCAGGGCUCACAAGAAGACAAAAUAUCUGCGUCUACGGACGAGAUUGUUGCUGCUCACUUGCCCGAGGACAUUGCUACUUCUACUGAACUCCCCGAGAGCACCUCUGAUCAGCCUGUGAUCCCAUCUGCUGCCACUGAUAUAGAGCAAGCUCCAAGUCAGCAGCAAUCCGGAGAGCUGGCUCAGCCUAUGGAACAUGUAUCUACUGAAGAAUCCGUUCUACCUGUUUCCGAAGAUCGCAGUCUACCCGUUCGGGAAGAGCCGACCCCAGACCCUGUUUUCACUGAUGCCCACGAAACCCAAACUCCGGGUGCGAAUCAACCAGAAGCAGAGGAACUAUCCCGCAGCUUCGAAGAGAUUGAGAAGCCAACUGAAGAGUCUGCUCCAGAGGCCCCUCUCGAUUACACCACCCCCAAAAGUCCUGAAACACCCAAAGAAGACACCGAAGGCGAAGACAACUUCGAAGAGGCUGUCGAGGAACAGAUUCCACGGCCCACCGAAGAGAAGAAUGUGCCUGUACCUGAGCCUGCCAUCGAAGUGGCUGCAGAUUCCCCCGCAGAAGCUUCGGAAACAAAGGUGGAGAAGCGGAAAAACAAGAAAAAGAAGAAUCGCAAAUCCACGGCCGUCGAAGAACCUGAGAUUUCCGCUGAAACGCCCGCUCCCAAAACCGAAUCCCAGCCAGAAAGCAAAGAGCUCGAACCUGAGCAAUCAGCUGUUGUCGAUCCUGCGGAUACCCAAUCCCCUUCGAUUGGCGGUGAAGCCUUACCUUCUGAUUUUGAACAUCUUGAACAGCCAGCCAAGGAUGUCGACCAACCCUUUGAAACCACCGUUGAAGGGCCUGCAGCUACCCAAGAGCAGGAGCAAGUCCCAUUGGAGGCUGAUGUGGAUGUAACACCUGUCGCGACCGAGCCAGUGGGACCCACGGGGCCAUCCGAUGGACUGUCAGGGCCAGCUGUCGUCGAGGAUCAUCCUAACGCUGAAUUCCCGGAUCUUGCUGAGGAUGCUUCUCGUGAAAUCCCAGAGCCUUCUGCUAUUGAGACUCAACCCGAACCUGAAGCCGAGCCUGAAGUCGUUUUGACGGCGGCCCAGAAGAAAAAGGCCAAGAAGAAUAAAAAGAAGGGCAAGCAGAGUGAAUCUUCUAUUUCUUACGACGAGAAGCCUGCUGAGUCUACUUCGCCGGCACCUGAAAUUGAGACCGCCGCCGAAGAUAAAGAUAUAGCCAAGGAAACCCCUCUUAUCACCGAAGACGCAUCGGUGGAUGCACCUCAGCAAGUAAGCGAGAUGGAGCUGCCCGUUGAGGUCAAACAAUUGCCCGACCCCGAGCAACUUCCUGGGCUUGAACAAAUUUCUGAGGCUGUACCGAUCCAGGAAGAACCAUCUCCUGGCCCUCUUCCGGAACCAAUGACAGAACCCAAGGAAGACCCCAUCGCACAAGAGGAGCAGGCCAAAACCGAAGAAUCUCUUGCCGAGCCAGAGGUCCUUAUGACCGCUGCGGAGAGGAAGAAGGCCAAGAGGGCGAAGAAGAAGCAGCAGCAAAAGGAGCAAGAAGACAGCAUUGUCUCUGUUCCUGGAGACAUCCAGCCCGUUGAGAUUGUGCCUACGCCCGAUGUCGAAGCCGCCGAGCCAAGCAAGGACAUUGCGCCUGCCGUGGAAGUUGAUCAUGUUGCUGUUGCUCCAGCGGACUUCUCAGCAGCUGUGCCUUCCGAGCCUGCCAAGACUGAACCGGAUGUUGUGCUUACAUCUGAAAACGAGCCCGAGGCCGCUCUGGUCACUGAAGAUACUCUUCUCCGUCUCAAUACUGAGGCCAUUGAGCCAACAAAAGAUAUCGAUCCUCUUGCUGAAGCCGAGCUCCCGGUAGAAGACGCUGCCCCAUCGUCUCAGAUUGAGGCCACCGAAGCUAUCGCCGAUGCUCCACUUGUAUUAGAAGAAGUUGCCGCUCCUGCCAAAGAGGACGAUGCCUUGAAGGCAGAGGAGCCGAAUAUCAAGGAUGCGACCCCUGUGAUGACAGAAGAACCCUCGGUUGACGCUCCAGAGGUUGAUGCCCCCAAAGCACAAGAACAAUCUCCUGAACCCGAGGUUCCAAUGACUGCCGCCGAGAGGAGGAAGGCUAAGAAAAACAAGAAGAAGCAACAGAAGCAAGAUUCCAUGCAGCUUGACGAGCAGCCCACGCAUGAGACUGACCCUACUUCUACGGAGGAAAAGAGUGGUGAUAUUUUACCCGAGAGUGAAGCCUCUCCCAUUGGUGAAGCUAUUGUGGGUGUCGAUGAGCCCUCUAAAUCCGAGGCAGCGCGCGAUCCUGAAGUCGAGACAAAGGCUGAACAGGAACAAUCUCAGGAUGUGGCAAUUCUCGACUCCGGACUUGCCCCCGAGGCACCCGCAGACGAGACUAUUUCUACCUCGGAGAUUGCUGAACAAGCUGUUGAUCUUCAGGACGAGGACAAGGAAACCGCCCCAGAGCCUACAGUUGAAGUUGCUUCCACGGAAGAGCCCCAAGAAGAACAAAAGCUUGAUUUGGCCAUCAGCGAGGAGCCUGCCUUAGACAAGCCCCUCGAUGAGAAACCCGCAGAGUCUGCGCCAGAGUCAGUUGUGGAGGAAAUUAAGCCUGUGGAGUCCACAGCAAGUCCAGUGGCGGAGCAGGCUGAAGAUGAACAGUCGGCAACUUCUUCGAAGUCAAAGAAGAAGAAGAAGAACAAGAAGAAUCGCCAAUCAGUUGCUGCCGAAGAAGAUCAGCUUGCACCCGCUGAGGAGGAGUCCAGGCUUGUCCCCGCCGAGGAAGAGGUUAAGCUUGCACCCGCCGAAGAAGAGCAUACACCUGUGCUUACUAAGAGUGAAUCCAUCGAACCCGCCCCAUCUCAAGAUCCCGAACAGCCAUCUCCUAGUAAAGAUGCGGAGACUGCUAUUGUGACGGAAGAGGCGCCUGAGGCCGACGACCCCUCUUCGGAAGAGACCACACAGCUAGAGGCCCCUGCCGAUGCACCUGUCGACGCCACCGAGGCCGCUGAAGAGGCAUCGAUGACUCCUGCUCAGAAGCGGAAGGCUAAGAAGGAUAAGAAAAAGCGCCAAUCAGGUUCUGCUCCAGAGGAGUCUACGGCCGUUCCCGCUGAAGAAGAGCCUACACCUAUGCCCACUGAAAGUGAAUCCAUCAAAUCCGCGGCACCUCAAGAGGUUGAACAACCUUCUUUCGAUGAGGAUGCAGAUACCCCUAUUGUGACAGAAGAGGCCCUUAAGGCUGAUGAUGCCUCCAUAGAAGAGACUUCGCAACCAGAGGCCUCUGCCGAUGCAGCCACUACUGAGGCCGCCGAGGAGGCAUCGAUGACGCCUGCUCAGAAACGGAAGGCUAAGAAAGACAAGAAAAAGCGCCAGUCAGCUGCAGUUGAAGAGGAGCAACCUACACCUGCCGAGAAGGAGUCUAAGGCAGUUCCCGCCGAGAAAGAUGUUCAGUUUGCACCCGCCGAAGACGAACCUACACCUGUGCCUGCUGAGGCUGAAUUCACCGAACCAGCGCCAUCUCAAGAGGCUGAGCAGCCUUCUCCCAAUCAAACCGCGGAUACCCCUAUUGUGACGGAAGAGGCGCCUAAGGCCGAUACCUCCAUAGAACAGACUUCGCAGCCAGAGGCCUCUGCUAAUGCAGCCGCCACCGAAGCCGCUGAAGAGGCAUCAAUGACACCUGCCCAGAAACGGAAGGCCAAGAAAGAUAAGAAAAAGCGCCAAUCUGUUGUUGCCGAAGAGGAACAGUCCGUGCCUCUUGAGGAGGCCAAGCCUGAAUCAGCCGAGGAAGAGGUCAAACCUACACCAGCCGAAGAGGAGCCCAUGCCUGAAUCCGCACAGAGAGAGCUCCUUGAGCCUAUCUCGGCACCGGAAACCGAACAGUUCACUGUUGACAAAGAUGCGCAGCCUCCUAUUAUGGUAGAAGAAGCGCCCAAGGCCGAUGAACCCUCUCUCGAAGAGACUUCUCAGCCAGAGGCGUCUGCCGAUGUACCCGUCGAUGCAGCCGCCACCGAGGCCGCUGAAGAGGCCUUAAUGACUCCUGCUCAGAAGCGGAAGGCCAAGAAAGAUAAGAAAAAGCGCCAAUCAGUUGUUGCCGAGGAGGAACAGGCUGCACCCGCUGAGGAGGAGUCUAAGGUUGUCCCCGCUCCGGAAGAGCCCACUGAGCCUGAGUCGACUCAGCAAACAGAACAACUAGCCGUCGACAAAGAUGCGCAGCCUCCUAUUAUGACAGAAGAAACGCCCAAGGCCGAUGAACCCUCUCUCGAAGAGACUUCUCAGCCAGAGGCGUCUGCCGAUGUACCCGUCGAUGCAGCCGCCACCGAGGCCGCUGAAGAGGCCUUAAUGACUCCUGCUCAGAAGCGGAAGGCCAAGAAAGAUAAGAAAAAGCGCCAAUCAGUUGUUGCCGAGGAGGAACAGGCUGCACCCGCUGAGGAGGAGUCUAAGGUUGUCCCCGCUCCGGAAGAGCCCACUGAGCCUGAGUCGACUCAGGAAACAGAACAACCAGCCGUCGACAAAGAUGCGCAGCCUCCUAUUAUGACAGAAGAAACGCCCAAGGCCGAUGAGCCCCCUAUGGAAGAGGUCAAACGGCAGGAUGCCCCUGCUGAUACAGCUGUUACCGAGCUUGCUGUGGAGGAGACAAUGACUGCCGCACAGAAAAAGAAGGCCAAGAAGGACAAGAAAAAGCAACGCAAGUCUGUUGCUUUUGACGAUGAUGUCACCCCGGCCGAAGAGCUGCACCCAGAGCAAGAUUCCCCUGCACCUGAAGACAAGGUUGAAUCUCAAGAUGCUCCAGUUGAGCUGGUUACUUCCGAAGAAUCAGCCAAGGAGUUGCCAUCGACUGAAGGAGUCCCCGAGCCUGCUGCUGAAAGGGAAGUUUUGGAGACAACAGAAGAACCCAUUUCCUCGGAACAAAAUAAGGAGAUCACCGAGCACGAGCUAGCCUCCACUGCUGCUCCCGGUAGCAUUCCAGCUGAAGUCGAGGAGACAAAGUCCGCAGCGCAGUUGCUGGAGCAGCCGGAACAAGAGGCCCAGACUCCCUCAGAGCCCCAGUCGCCCAGUGCACAAGAGCCCGAAGUUGCCUUGACUGCGGCGCAAAAGAAGAAGGCGAAGAAGAAUAAGAAGAAGGGCAAGUCUGUGGACUUAGCCGACAACGCCCCUGCUGCCAUAGACGCAGCGCAAGAAUCUGACCCUAAAUCUGAGCCCAUUAUUCAAACUUCGACUGAUGCUCCGGCUGAAGCUCUAGAGUUGCAAGAUAAUUUAUCCCCUGAGCCAGCACAGCCCGCAGAAGUUCUGGAGCAAGAAAAUACGAUCGAGCCCGGGGCUUCCAAGGCGGAGGAACUCGAGACAACAGGAACCGUAUCCGACGAUGUGCCAAAAGAGGAAACUCCUCGUGUCAAGGAGACCGACAAUGAACCACCGGCCACCGAAGCGAUUGCCUCUUCUCCUGCCGAGCCGACCGAAGAAGAAGCUGGCAUGUCCGCUAAGGAGCGACGCAAAGCUGCUAAGAAAGCGAAGAAACGCCAGUCCAAGAAUGUCGACGCCGAAAACGACGCUACAACAUCCGAUUCGCCUUCUGCCCUGGCGACCGUGCCUGCUACACCCAUUGAAGCAGCCAAUAGCGUCGAAAAAGUCCUCACCUCCACGGACACAGACGCCCCUGGACUUUCAGCCGUACCGGCGUCCUCGCCUGCGGAACAUGACGGUAAAGAACAUCAGUCCCACGCCAUAGAAACUUACGACGCCACGGCGCAAGAUACGGCCUCGACUGAUAAAUACAUGUCUUCGCAGGUAGAGCAGAUGCCGAUAGAGAGUCCUUUUUUAGAUUAUCCUCCCCAGCCCGUGCUUGAGCGUUCAGUUGAUUCCGGCGAGUUGGUGGAGGGAAAUUCUCAGCAGGAGGGUGAUGUCGCCUCAACUGCACAGGAGCCAGAGGGGGAGUUGGUUGAGCCUGCAUCCCUUGAGCAGAUAAAGACAGUUGGUGAUGGUGAGAAUGUUGAGGAGGAAUCGUCUGUGCCGGAAGCAGACGAUCUCUCCGCGGAGAAGAUUGAAGAGAUGCCUGUGGCUGUGCCGAUUGAUGUUAUCACAGAGGCACAGAUACAAGGAUCUCAUGUGGAGGAGGCUUCUGAGAUAACUGUCUCGAAGAAGCAGAAGAAGAAGAAAAACAAAAACAUAAACAAAAACCAAGAGGAAGCUGUGGCACCUGACCCAGAAAACUCCACUACAGAGGAAAAGGAGCAAACUGAAGCUGUGCCUUUGGUUGAGGCCGAGCCCCAGCUGGAGGUAAAGGAACUCACUGAACCUGAGCCUAUUGCCGAGGCCGAACCAGUGCUAGUUCCAGAGGAGCAACCGGCAGAUUAUCCACACGGCAUUGAAGAGACCGCCGCUGUCCAGACAAUCGAGGACAUUGAUGACACCAAAGAGAACAAUGUCGCGGAAGUUGAGGCCGUUGCCCCUCCCACUGAAGAGUUAGAAACAGCCGCUGUUCCAAGGAAGAAGAGUAAGAAGGACAAGAAGAAGCAACGCCAAUCAAUUCUUGCUCAAGAACCCGAGGCUGAGCCCCAGCCUGAGGAACAGCCAGCACGUGAGGUGGCUGAAACUUCUGUCCAAGAGGCUGAGACUGCAACGGAGUCAGCGCCUAUCGAGAUUGUUACGCAAGAUGAGCUUGUCACCAGGGCAGAAGAGUCUACAGUGCAGCCUGUUGAUGCCAUCGAGGACGCCGCCAAGGAUCUUGUAACGCCUUCUCAAGACACCGAACACCAUGUUCCAGUCCAAGAAAUUGAAAGCGGAGAGCGCUCCUCUGAACUUCCAUCCACUGAAUCGAAGAUCGAGGAAGAAGACAAGCCGGUCGAGGAAGCCGCCGAAACCGCAGCAGAGAUCCCAGAUGACAAGCAACCUAGCGAACAAGCGCCGCCUGAAGCCUCCCCUAAGCCCGAAGGGGAAUCGGCGACUGUCCCCAAGAAGAUGAGCAAGAAAGAGAAGAAGAGGGCCGCCGCCGCCGCCCUUCUGGAGGAAAAAAAACUCGUUGAGUCACAGCCUGAAACCGGGGAGCCCUCGACUAUUACUCCUCAAGCUAUAAAGGAAGCGGUGGAGCAGACUAUCAUUCAAGAGCCGCUGCCUUCAGAGACCGAAGGCAGCCCUCAAUCUGAGGCAGAGAGAAGCCUAGACGAAACGACAGGAUUGACAACUUCCGAGCCGAAGAAAGAUGUCCUAGAGCAGCCUACUGAGGCUCCCAAGUCCACCGAGCCUCUUGAAUUUGGGGACAAACCGGAGGAGUCUAUAAAAGAGCUAGCUGGUGAGCCAGCUGCGGUCGAUACUAUUACUCGGAAAAUGUCAAAGAAGGACAAGAAAAGAGCCAAAAAACAAGGGAAGCAAGAAGUCAUUGAGCUGGCUUCCCCUCUGACCAAGGACCAUAUCCCUACCACCGAGCCUGCAACUGCAGAGGUUGCCCCUGAACCGGAGGCAACUAUUAAGGAUACCCCAAUAGAGCUUGUUCCUACUGCCGAGCCCGCGACUACGGAGGCUGCUAUUGAGCUGGAGGCGACUCCUGAUGAGACCCCAACUGAGACUGCUGAGCCUGAGUCCAUUGGCCGGGAGGAAAUUCAGGACGCUCCUAAGCCCGAGCCUGAAAGCAUUGAGACGCCAGCUCUUGGUGGAUUUGGCAUUGUAUCGGAAGACAAGCGACCUCCAGAAAGAGAAAAAAAUGAAGCAGUCGUCUUUCUGGACACACUCGAUACGCCAUCACCCACAGAAUCCACUGGCCAAGACACCAACAGUGAGCCCCUUGACCUCGAGGGUCCUGCCGAGAAGAAGGCCACGGGAGGCGAGGCCCAAGUUCGGGCCGAUGCACGGGACCUUGAGAAAACAGCUGAUCUCGAGGUCGUCGAGGGCCUCAUUGAGGACCAACCUGGAGAACCUGAAGUGCCGCCGGCUCUGUCCAAGAAAAUGUCAAAGAAGGACAAGCGCAGGGCCAAGAAGAAUGCCGGAGUCACCGAAGAAGUCUCGACUCAACAACCAGAAGAGACUCAAGCUGAUGUGGCUGAGUUGCCGACAGAAUCCGAGAUCCACCAGACAGAGGCUACUGUGGAGCAAGAGAUCCCCAAGGAACCUGAACAUGCUGCAGAGCCUCAGCCUACAUUGGAGCGAGAGUUGCCAAUUGAGGACCCCCUUCCUAUUGAGGAUCAGCCUAUACCCGAGCCAGAAGUUCAGGUUGAGCCUACACAACCCGACGAAGAACCUGUUGUCGGCGAGGGACUUCCGCUUUCACGCAAGGCCUCGAAGAAGGCCAAGAAGGCUCAAAAAGCCAACAAAUCCCUGGAUAUUGAGCUUCCGGCUCAAAACACGAUUGACGCAGAUCAGCAUGCUACCAUUGUGCCAUUCGAAGAUGACCACUCAAAGGCACCAGUCACAGAAAUUCCAGACGAGAAUUUGCCCCAUGACGAAGAAGACUGGCCGGCAAUUGAUUGGCAGGCCAAGUUCGAAGAGUCCCAGAGAUUAAGAGAAGCGGAGCCUGAGCCUGAGCCGGAAGUUCCACCUCCCGAGCCGGAGAUUAUUGGAGAAUUUGUUGAAUCUUCAUUCCCCGAGGUCUUGGAAGAGGCAGAUGAAGCUGCGGAGGAAGAAUCUUGGGCUUUGCGGAGCAAAAAAGACAAGAAGAAGGCCAAGAAGAACAAGAAGCAGUCACAACAAGCUGCCCCGGGACCCGAGGAGCCUUCACUGGAACCCUUGAAUGACAAAGAGAUCGAACCGCCUGCUCGAACAACUACUCCCGGUGGAUCUAAGAUUGCCAACUUAUUUCCCGGCCUGGAGCGUGGGGGAUUUCGGCGAUCGGCUUUGGACCAGCCAACACCGUCGCUAAAAGAUAGUGCUGAGGAUGAGACAACAACAGAGUUGGAAGCGAAUCGAGAUAUCGCGAUCCCUGUCUCGGAAGCACCCCUAGCGACCACUGAAAUCAAAGAAAUCCCCCAAGGUUUUGCUUCUGAGCUGCCCAGCAGCCUUGAAAGACAAAUUGAGGCAACAAUCUCGGAACUGAACGGUCACUCCGAACCUCCUACUGCUACGGAAAAUGAAUCAAUUAGGGAGCCAGACCAUCCGACGCAAGGCGAAAAGUCCUUGGAUGCCCCAUUAUCGUUGUCAAUGGAGCCCUUCAAUGAACGGACUCGUACUGAGGAGCCUUCUUCUCCUACGCGUCUUCCACCCCGGACAGAAGGAGAGGAACUGUGUGAACUACGCCGAUCACCCUCAAUCCAUGGACGGCACCAGCAUCCUCCCCGAACAUGGAGUUUGGAUGAACCUUCUCUACCAGCUCUUGCCCCAUCGCCUCCUCGAUCGCUCUUCGGACCGAUUGACGAUGUGCGACCUCGGACACCGCUUGAUACAAUUGCGGAACAAGAACCACGGGAUGUUCAGGGAGGGACGGCUCGUCGCGGGACUCCCCGUCUGGAAAUGAAGCCCGAACAUGUCUUACCUCGACCUCAAACACCGGUCCGGAAAUUUACAGACAAUGCCUUUGAUCGAGAAGCUUGGCCUACAGAAAAGGAUUCCAAAGAAAUUCUCACACCCGAAGGGCCAAUUCUAAAGCCAAGCACCAGCAGUGGAAAAUUACGUCGUACAAAUCGCAGUAUUAGUGGCGAUCUGCGGGCGGCUAGUCGAGCACUAGAUUCCCAGCCUUCGAAUCUCGAUCUCGAUCAGCUCCCGUCUUCCUCCUCUUAUGACCCCGUCACCGACAAGGGCAAACGUCCGCUGCGAAAUAUGUCGGAUGUCUAUGAGGGAUGGGGUGAGACGCCCAAUUCCCCACGGUCGCCCAGCCGACCGCCUAGUGUCCGUCGUCGUCGCAGCAUGCAACACUUGCAAGACAUCGAAACCCGGCUCGAUCAGCUCAUCUCCGAGAACCGUCUACUGAUCGCCGCCCGCGAUGAAGCCGAACAUAAGCUUAAGAAUUCCAGCGUCGCUCGUCGAAAGAGCGACCGUGCGCUCAACACCCGCGACGGCGAUCUGCGCGAUCGGGAAUCAGAGGUGGAACAAUUGAAGAACUCAGUGGAAUGGCUGCAGAAGGAGACGACUCGCCUGACCCAAGAGAACGAGGGCCUGACCGCAUCCAACUCUGCUCUCGCCGCCGCGCACGCCGCCGAGGUCAACACCGUGCGCGAGUCGUCCACACGCGAACUGGCCGAGUUACAGUCGCAACACGCUCAACUAUCGUCCCAGAUGGAGGAUCGUGUUCGACAAGAGAUUGAGUCGGCUCUUGCGCAAAAAGAUAUUGAAUUGCGCCGUCUGCGCACCGAACUUGAGGAGGCUCGUGAUAAGGUGAAGGAGCUCCAACAACAAAUCGCAGCCUCGGUACAUGACAAUGCCCUUGUCUUCCGUGAUGAAGAGUACUUUGAUGCUGCCUGCCAGAAACUAUGUGGCCAUGUCCAAUCUUGGGUCGUACGCUUUUCCAAGCACAAUGAUAAGCGUCGCUGUCGCCCACUCAGUGAGUUGCAGGACGAAAAGAUCGCAGACCGAUUCGAUAAUGCCCUUCUCGACGGCUCCGAUCCCGAUGCCUACCUAUCCGAUCGUGUCCGCCGCCGCGAUGUCUUUAUGUCGGUGGUCAUGACGAUGGUCUGGGAAUACAUCUUCACCCGUUAUCUCUUUGGCAUGGAUCGAGAGCAGCGUCAAAAGCUCAAGUCUCUUGAGAAACAAUUGGGCGAGGUGGGCCCAACCCGUGCUGUGCAUCGCUGGCGAGCCACCACUCUCACACUACUGUCCCGCCGACCAGCCUUUGCUGCACAACGUGAGAGCGAUACGGAGGCUGUUACUCUAGAGGUCUUCCAAACCCUAUCACGGGUCCUCCCUCCUCCGUCUCAUGUUGAAUCCCAGCUCCUGGAUAAUCUCCGUAAGAUCAUGCGGGUAGCAGUCAGUCUGUCCUUGGAGAUGCGCACCCAGCUGGCUGAAUUCAUCAUGCUGCCGCCUCUGCAGCCUGAAUAUGAUACCAAUGGUGACCUUGCACGCCAAGUGUACUUCAACGCAGCCCUGAUGAAUGAGCGCAGUGGUCUGACAAACGACAACGGCGAGCUCGAAGCUCAACAGUCCAUUGUGCGCAUUGUGCUCUUCCCUCUUGUUGUCAAAAAGGGCAAUGAUGUGGGCGAGGGUGAGGACGAGGUUGUCGUCUGCCCGGCCCAAGUCCUCAUUGCCCGCCCCAGCAAAGACAAGAAAGUAUCAAGGAUGAUGAGCGGCGACCGCAUGUCCAUCGAUGCUUCCAAGUCGGUCCACAGUAUUGCUCACAGUGUGGCACCGUCAUCUAUGAUGGACAUGAGCAAUGUGAUCUGA